Molecule: messenger RNA, 3657 nt
Organism: Haplochromis burtoni (Burton's mouthbrooder)
Lineage: Eukaryota; Metazoa; Chordata; Actinopteri; Cichliformes; Cichlidae
Exons: 4
Coding region: 390-1208 (272 amino acids)
Source: RefSeq, a predicted model, not a curated record
AAUGUAUAUAAUGCAUGUAAAACCUGGAACAUAUCAGCUGAUCAUAAGCUGUGCUGAGAGGGAGGGGUUAGUUUUUGAUGAUGAUGGUGAAGGUGAUGGUUUAAAAUUCUGUAAUGCAGUGAGAAAGUCAGAGGAAGACGUGAAUAAAAGUGAAAUGUUUAACGUCCACACUGGCAAACUGGUGCAGACGGUUUCAGGUCUUCAUUUUGUUCUGUUUUACUACAGAGUCACUGCAGCGGCCCAGAAUCCACCUGAGAUAUGAUGGAGGACACGUGCAGGGACACGGAAGUGCAGAGAUCACAGGAGGCUCCAGCUUUGAGUUUACCUGCUCCAUUAACUCCAGCUAUACUCCAGACCGUUUCAGGCUCUUCUUCUAUGGAUCAAAUCAAAUGUACAUAGAGCCUGCAGUCAACCACUCAGCCAGCUUUAGUUUCCCUGCAGCUGAGUAUGAACACCGGGGCGACUACAGCUGUGUGUAUGAGUUACUGCUGCCAUCAAGGACAUUCACUUCUCCUGAGUCAGCACCAAUUCAUCUCAUCAUCACAUAUCCUCUGCAGCAGCCCAGCAUCUCCCUGACGUCUCCUAAUGGAGGACUGGUCUGGGGUCCUGAAGGUGCAGAGAUCACCAAGGGCUCCAGCUUCGUCUUCAGCUGCUCCAUUAACUCCAGAUAUACUCCAGGACGUUUCAGGCUCUUCUUCUCUGGCGUGAACCUCACAGAGCCUGCAGUCAACCACUCAGCCAGCUUUAGUUUCCCUGCAGCUGAGUAUGAACACCAGGGCAACUACAGCUGUGUGUAUGAGUUACUGCUGCCAUCAAGGACAUUCACUUCUCCUGAGUCGGCACCAAUUCAUCUCAUCAUCACAUUUCCUUGGUGGCUGCUGGUGGCGUCAGCAGUUCCUGGGAUCCUGGUGCUCCUGCUGGUGGUCUGUCUGGUCCUCUGGAGAAGACGACGAGCCAGGCGGUUUGAUCCCCACGUCCCGAUCCAAAUGGCUGCCACAAACAGAUAUGAGGAGGAUGAUGACGAGGAGGAGGAGGAGGAAGAGAGGGAUUACGUGAAUGUUGAGCCGGUGAAGAUAAAAAGGAAAUGUGCAGAGCAAGCAGGCGUGUCAGACGAGGAAUCUGACGAUCACAAUUAUGUCAACAUAGAGGAUGAAUUUGAAAGCACUGAUGAGGAAAAUGAUUAUGUGAAUGUAACAGAUGGAAGCUGAACAAACUGGACAUCUUUGCAGGAGAGCAGAUUUACCAUCAUCACUGGACCUGCUCAUUUAUAUUCUCUGAUUUAGUAUUUUUCAUAUUCUUUGGCCCCUCCCCUAUGCAAAUGACAAACAAUCAGCCAUUAUAAGUUGUCAUACAUUGAGAAUAGCAGACAAAUCAACACAGCAAGAAAUAGAAAAUACAUCGGUGCAAAUUAUAAGUCUCUAUCAUGAUGUGCUCUGUUUUUGUGUUUGUUGUGGGUCUGUAAAUGUUAACACGUUAGCGCCGUAAUCACAAUUAACGCAAUUAAAAAUUUUUAACGCAAUCGACCCAUCUGGAGUGCAGAAUGGUCAGACUUUGAACAAACUGCCCAGAAUGCAUUGUGUUAAAUCCUCCCAAUUCCUUUGAUAUUUGGGCUGAAGGAAGGACAACACUCGGUGCAAAUGCUCAGUCAACAAUCAUUUUAUUCCAACACUUCUGAGCAUAAACCAUCCGGAGGGGAGAUGAGCGCGGGAGGGUGUCCGCCUGAUCUCGACGUGUCUGAGCGUUUCUCACAUACUUCUAGCUUCAGCCCCCCUCCGCCUAGUCAUGGGGCAGAAAACCUCUCCGGUCUCUGUUCUCUUCUAAUCAGACAAAUAAGGUCCUGACUCUCUGAUUUCUUAUAGCUCAGCUGUAUAAUGCAUCAUAAACAACAUCAUUCAUUCACAAUGAAUCAGCAGUCUGAUGUAAUACAAAUCAGUUUAAUAAGUGUCAUAGUUAUCACCUCUGCAGGAGAAUAAUGCAAACUAAACUACAUAACAAUUUCACAAUCUUUAAUUAGGGGUGUAACGUGGCAUAAGAUAAUAUAUAAUCUCACAAUUCCCCCUUUGAUCUCUUUUUAAAGAGAUCACUUACACCUCAUAAUCCAGCGUUGCCCUGAGGCCCUCUGUCCCCCUUUAACGGGUGGAGCAUUUGUGUGAUGACCUCUGUGUUUGCGCAGUUCAGAUGCAAGAAAAACUAUGAUUACAACAGCAACAGUAGGUACAGAUGACACUCCCAUCACUCCCCAGUUCUCCCACAGCUUUAUUUUGGUGCUCCAGUUUCCCACCCCCAUUUUGGUGCCACCUUGUACCUUUCAAACGUACUCAGACUAGAACCUCUGUCCAAGGAGCUUUUAACCUUCACUUUAUUGCUGCAGCUACCAGUGUCUUCCAGUGGGGUGAUUCUCUGCUCUUCUUUCUUCAACCUCCGGGGUUAGACCACCCUUCGGUCGUUGCACAGAUCAGGGGAUUUUUCUGCCCUGAUUUCAAACAGUGAUCUGUGUAUUCAGGGGUCACCGCCGUGUCCCCCUUUUUACCAAGAGCCUCUCGAGCCUCGUUGGUCUGCUGUUCCUGGUUUUUCACCAACCCCUUCGUGUUUAUUGCUGUGUUUAUGGGAUCCAUCCUCUCGAGGUGACUAGCCGGAGCCCAAACGCCAUGACACUUCACCCCAGUUGCUGUCUCGGCCGUCUCUGUGUCUGUGUCUGCUGCGAAGGAUCCUCGUAUCUCCGUGACCUCAUCUGGUGUCUGUUCCUUCCUCUGUAAGAGACAGAAAACCAAAACACCUCUCUGCCUAGCCUUGAUAAUCUAAUGUUGUUAUCCAUUGUUCUUCUAGUGAUGCAAAUUUGGUUUAGAAUAUCAUGUUCAGGACUCUCUGACCCAGAGACUUAUUCUACUCAUAAUCCAUGUGUGUGUAAGCGUGUUUGCAUCCUCUGCACUCAAAGUCAAUGUCUACAAUAUAUCUCGCCGAACGAAGAUGAUCAAGAUGAUCCAAUGUUGUCAGUGUUUGUUUUAUGUGUGAUUCCUCCCACCAGAGGAUGGCUGUGGGUUUUUCCCCCUUUCUCUUUUAGGAGGUGGACACCUCGGCGUGCCUGCUGAGUAGUUGGGUGGAGUCUCUUCCUGUCCUUGGAUUGGAUAAUUGGCUAAUCACCUCCAGUAUUUAACUACCAGAUGACAGCCGCUUGGCCCCCUCUCUCUACUCGCCGCCAUCAUCCAACAAAUAGCAUGUGUUUCUGAGUCGUUGUUUCAUAGUGUCUUUGAAUGAAUGAAUGAAUGAAUGAAGGCUUUAUUGGCCACAUGCAGGUUGCCCUGCAGUGGAAUAGAACCCCCCCCCCACACACACAACAAAAACAUCACAUGGGAAUACAGGUCGGAGAUCGGCAGCGUUUGCCUAUUGAUUUGCAAGUAUAGCCGUGUGUGUGACUGGUGUUAGUAUCUUAGUUUUGUAAAUAGAUUUGUAAAAUAGCAAUUGUGUAUUUUGUUCACCUUGUAUAUAUUGUUCACUGCAGCAGCCUAGUAGGCGUGAGAAGAAUUACGUUUUCUCCUGUUUUUUGUUAGAAAGUUAGGUAAGUGAAUUGUCUUUUGGUUGGUUUUCAUUUGUGUAGGAAAGUGUAGGGGCUAUCAGGGAGUUAUGUUUGUUAUUUUUGGCACUGCUCACUGCUGAAGC